AUGGGACCCCCCCUGAUGGUGCUGCAGGUGGCGCGUCACCAUCACCACCUGUGCGAGCGCGUGCACGGCCACGAGGACAGGGAGUGCGUGGUGAUGACGGCGCGCGCCAACAAGAUCUUCGACGGCGAGGACAAGUGCCGGCGAGACAGCGGCCUCUCCGAAGAACAAUUGAGGGAGUCCCUCUGCACACUACCUAGUGACCCGGAGAUUCGUGAAAAAGUUGGGAAAUACAGCUUUUGUUCCAUGCUGAAUAGUGGUCAAAUGCUGCCGAACGGGAUGAUUGUGGAGGGGCCGCCGAUGGAUUGCAGUCCUGAGGCUUUGGCUGCCAGCGACGCCCCCGCCGCCGCCACGGCCUCCUCCGAAGAUGCCGACGACGACGACGAGGAGGAGGUCGGCCCCAGGCAGCCCCGACAACCCACGCAAAAAGAACGGCGGGCAGUGUGCAAUAUGAAGGCCGCCAUUUUGGGAUGCGUGCAA
Messenger RNA from Gryllus bimaculatus (two-spotted cricket), 477 nucleotides. NCBI's taxonomy places the organism in Eukaryota, Metazoa, Arthropoda, Insecta, Orthoptera, Gryllidae. The record is from the annotation of a GenBank genome assembly.